AUGGAGGAGAAGAACACCAGUGAGCUACCUCCAAGCUUGCGACGCCAUAUAAUAAGGCGCGACCAGCCUCCACAACCCAUUUCUCACCGAGAGGGGCGAUUUCACGAUGAUACCUUGCCGCCUUUGUCGGGGGCACCCCAAAUCCCCCUUGGCGGCCUCCCCCACUAUCAUCCUGGCCAUGGACGCGGUGCAUCGGUCGUGGAUCCAAUUCGCCCUUUGCCUGGUCCCGCUGCCCUCAUCGGUCAACGGAGCCCUAGCCCAGGUUAUUCGAGCACCCCGCCUAGGCAGCCACCGUUCAUUUCCAGCUCCCAGUUUCAGGAGCCGCCGAGGCAUCCAUCAGUGUGGCAAGAGGGUGAAGCGGGUCCUUCAUCGCUGCAACACGCGCAACAUUACAGAGAGCUCGGCGAGGGGCCCAGAUAUAGGUUGCCACGUAUCAGCCCUCCUCCAAUGCCUCCGCGUCCGGUCCAAAUACGACCGCCGCCUCAUCCGCCUAGUUAUGAGCCAGGGGCAAGACUCACACACUCUGAACCGCCACGAGCCUCAUAUCCAUACCCUGAAGGCGGGGUAUCGCAGUCAUGGUCUGGUCAGUCUUACCCCAGCACAUCUGCCGCCCGAUACGAAACACAUCCGUCUGCUCAACCGGAUCCCCAACAGCAUACUCGGCCUCUGCUUGCCAGGAGGGAUGCCGGCAGCAGCACGCGCAGUGAAAGCGCCGAUCCGCCCACACCGCUAUCCAGAACACCCGAGGUUGUGACAGAGGGAGAGGGUCCGUCAAGGGGUCGCACGCCGGCGGUACGUCAUCCCCGAGGACCAAGGAAGACGGAAGUUGCCUGCAAUUUCUGCAGAGGCAGGAAGCUCCGUUGCGACGGGGGGCGCCCGUCCUGCUAUAAUUGCACGCAGCGGAAUAAGGAGUGCUUUUACGAGGCACAGCCUCGAAGACGCGGACCAGGGCGGGCGCCUAAGGGAUCCAAAUCCCGACGACUAGAAUCAGGGACGGCAUCACCUUCCCAGAAGGGCGACUCGCCACCACCACAGACACCAAUUUCGGAAACUACACAACAGUACGACGACGAAGGCUCGGAGGACGAGGACGAAGGGCAUUCGAGCAUGGGACCCUCGAGGCGGAGGGGGGAAGAGGGGUGA
Messenger RNA from Pleurotus ostreatus (oyster mushroom), 1143 nucleotides. RefSeq lists its product as uncharacterized. Gene Ontology annotation, molecular function: DNA-binding transcription factor activity, RNA polymerase II-specific; zinc ion binding. The record is from RefSeq and is a predicted model, not a curated record. Lineage: Eukaryota; Fungi; Basidiomycota; Agaricomycetes; Agaricales; Pleurotaceae. Gene Ontology annotation, cellular component: nucleus. The coding region runs from base 1 to 1143 and encodes 380 amino acids. Gene Ontology annotation, biological process: regulation of DNA-templated transcription. The transcript has 3 exons.